Messenger RNA from Phycomyces blakesleeanus NRRL 1555(-), 1155 nucleotides. RefSeq lists its product as hypothetical. The record is from RefSeq and is a predicted model, not a curated record. Gene Ontology annotation, biological process: proteolysis. NCBI's taxonomy places the organism in Eukaryota, Fungi, Mucoromycota, Mucoromycetes, Mucorales, Phycomycetaceae. The transcript has 3 exons. The annotation marks the transcript as partial. Gene Ontology annotation, molecular function: serine-type endopeptidase activity.
AUGGUCAAAACCUCUAUUCUUGCUUCAGCCAUCUUGCUGCUUGCAGCAUCUGCUGUGUCCGCAUACCCCACUUCCAUGGAUGAUGGACUUGCACCUCUUUAUCACUCCCCUGAAGCUGAGGCUAUUGCCAACGGCUACAUUGUUGUUCUCAAGGAUCAUCUCGACACCAACCAGGUCCGCACUCACUGCAAUGACAUUGGCCGCUACUCCAAGCGCGAUCUCAUGGAUGACCGUCUGGACCCCUUGACUGCGCCAGGUAUCAAGUUGACCUACGAUCUUCCCGGACUCAAGGGAUAUUCCGGUCAGUUUGAUGACGCCAUGCUGGAACAUAUCAGACGCUCACCAGAUGUUGCUUACGUGGAACGUGAUACGAUGAUGUAUGCUUCCGAACUCCAGCGUGGAGCUCCUUGGGGUUUGUCACGCAUCUCCCACCGCGAUGCUCUCACCCUGCGUACCUUUAGCAAGUACACCUACAACGAGGAUGGCGGCAAGGGCAUCAAGGUUUAUGUGAUUGAUACUGGUAUCAACACUGAGCAUGUUGACUUUGAGGGCCGUGCUGAGUGGGGUGCCACUCUUGCCGAAGGUGAUCCCGAUGUGGAUGGUAACGGUCAUGGAUCUCACUGCUCCGGUACCAUUGCCGGUAAGAAGUACGGUGUUGCCAAGAAGGCUCAUCCUGUCGCAGUCAAGGUACUGAGCUCCAAUGGCUCCGGUAAAAACUCCUGGGUUAUCGGUGGUGUCGACUGGGCCAUCCAGCGCCACGAACUCGAUGCAAGCAACGCCAAGAAGGAAGGCAGACGCUACAAGGGUGCUGUGGCCAAUAUGAGUCUUGGCGGUGGAAAGUCACGUGCCCUUGACGAGGCUGUCAACAGCGCUGUUGAUAGUGGUAUCGUGUUUGCUGUUGCUGCUGGUAACGACAACCGUGAUGCUUGCAACUAUUCUCCUGCUGCUUCCGAGUUGGCCAUCACAGUCGGAGCCUCGGACAUUUCGGACAACCGUGCUUACUUCUCCAACUACGGUACCUGUGUAGACGUGUUUGCUCCUGGUCUCAAUAUCCUUUCGGUCUGGACAGGAAGCAAGACUGCUACAAACACAAUUUCCGGUACCUCCAUGGCCUCUCCUCACGUUGCUGGUCUUGCUGCCUACUUCCUCAGUCUU